UUGUGUCACUUCGCCUCCUGCAACGUUAUGUCGAGGAAGAAUGUCGAUACUCACCAUAAACUUAAUCGUUGUGAACACCGAGUAUAGUGAGAGUGAUGGAUGUUGCUGUAGGCCACAGCCAUGAGUCGGAAUGUAGUAACAUGUCAUUCCAUGACGCUAGAGAUGUCAUACUUCAGUCGUCAGUCAGAGACAGCGACGGCGGAAGCUACAACGACUACGAUGAAAGCUGGGGAGACUACUCUGACGACUCACGCGGGAAACCCUCCCGACCUCUCCCCAGGCCAAACCCCGUGGUGUUGCUGGUGUUGUUGAUGGUGCCGUACGUGGUGUUGUUCUACCACGCUCUGCACGUUGAGGUAGAUGUCAACUACGUGCUAUGGGACGUUGCUGUCAGCGCCGCCUACAUGACGAUGUUUGUCCUCAGUCUCCUGAGUGCUGCUAAAUUGUACUACCACCGCCAACGGCUGUUGGAGUGGACGGUGCGGCUGCUGUACUACGCCAACGACGGGCCGUUGCCCGGGUUCCCCCUUGACAACACCCAGCGCUGCAUAGGCGUCCAGACCCACAACACCGACUUCAACCACCAGACAGACACCGUCAGAAACAACCACGCUGUCGAGACAAGGAGGAUGCGUCGUCACAUACUUCAGUUGAGAAAGAAAUAUAGUUCUAGAGUGAAGAAGCUGAAGGACUUUGCCAAGGAACGGAACAUGAUCUUGUCGCGGCUGCAGCUGAAGUUCCCUGAAGUUGAGCACGAGAAGGAGACUCUAGUCGCUGAAAGGGACGCCAUUGAGAAACAGCUAGAAGAGGAGAAACGACGGAACAAAGAGCUGAUUGGUCGGUUCCAAAGGAUCAACCAACAGUUCGGCAGACUCGGACAUGCGCAAUACCCACCUCCGCUAAUGUCGCUGGACUGUUACAAAUAAGGAACGUUUCAGUUUUAUAGCGAUGUCAAUAAAAAAGUAAAACAAUGACAUGAAAACAAACGAAAUAUGUUUCAGUCGGAACGCACAAUGACUGAACUUACACCGAUGUUCUUAAUACACUGAAGGGCAAAAUAAGCUCCCCACUAAUUUUGAAUGUCAGUGAAAGAAACUCAAAGGCAAAAAUAGUUGUGAAACCAGUGUAUAAAAAUAUUUAAUGUUUCAUAAUAUGAUAAUAUCUAGACAUUAAACCAAAGAAGCUAUGAAAAUAUAUGAAAUAAAGAUUGAACUCAGAUGGGGUCGAUCAAAAGGUUUAGAAAUAACAAAUUUUGUAGAGGUCCAAAUGUUCUUCCGUUAAGGAUUUUCUAUUGCCAAAUAUCGCGUGUGUCUUCCUUGCAAAAAGCCAUGCAUUGUUCCAGUUGAUUUCUGGAGGGAAUUCAUGUGGGUGUUGACUGUUUCUAAGUUGUCUGCCCACGUGUCCUCACAAGUAUUCAGUUGGGGAACAUUCCGACCAUUGCAGAACCCGAACAUUGUGGUUGCCAAGGUAACCCUGAGUAAUUCGUAUGUCACCUGGCAUAGUCCCGCUGUAGGAUGGUUACCUGUAACUGUGGACGUAAGAAUGGUAAUAUCGCUGUUUGAAGCACUUGUCUCAGAACCUUUGUGCGAUUAGGUUGCCGUUUAUGAUCACGAGGCGUGUUUUCUGAGCACCGUAAAUUACCCCCAUAUCAUAACACCACCUCGUCCAUGUGGGUCGUACUCUUGGGCGGACACAGGUGCCAGUCGUACCUUCUGUAGACACGGAUUCUUCCAUUAGCAUGGUGGACGUCGCGUGGAUGACUGUAGAUUGGCUGAUACGGUGUCUAGCUGCCGUUGCUGCUGUUGACGUCAAGCACCUGUUCAGUCAGCCUGUUGCGAAGGUGUGUGGUACGGAUGUGGCGGUCUUCUGUUCUAGGGCUGUCGUGAGUUCUUUCUGUCAACUAGCAAGAGUGCACAUACCGUGCGUCUGGAACUGCCGACGGUUCCUGCAAUAUCGGUCUGUAACGUUCCCAUUCUCGCCAUACCAGUGGCUCUGUCUCGC
Haliotis rubra (blacklip abalone) is the source of this 2001-nucleotide messenger RNA. RefSeq lists its product as uncharacterized. The transcript is spliced from 5 exons. Bases 96 to 926 code for a protein of 276 amino acids. The record is from RefSeq and is a predicted model, not a curated record. NCBI's taxonomy places the organism in Eukaryota, Metazoa, Mollusca, Gastropoda, Lepetellida, Haliotidae.